Molecule: messenger RNA, 1335 nt
Organism: Neomonachus schauinslandi (Hawaiian monk seal)
Lineage: Eukaryota; Metazoa; Chordata; Mammalia; Carnivora; Phocidae
Gene: SDR16C5
Product: short chain dehydrogenase/reductase family 16C member 5
Exons: 7
Coding region: 189-1118 (309 amino acids)
Biological process (GO): retinol metabolic process; retinal metabolic process
Cellular component (GO): lipid droplet
Molecular function (GO): all-trans-retinol dehydrogenase (NAD+) activity
Source: RefSeq, a predicted model, not a curated record
UGAGGCCCCAAGGCGGGUCCCCAAGGCGGCUCCACCCACUGCGCGGGCGGAGCCGUCUCACCUUGGACUCGGCUCGGAGAUAAACUCCUGAACCUCCCCCAGCCGCGAGUCAGCGACGCGGUGCCCGUGGCAGACCCCUGCUGCUCGGCCGAUUGCUAAGGCUGCGUGUCUCGGGUCUCAGCCACAACAUGGCUUCCAACCUGAAGUCAGCCAAGAAAUUGAUGGUUUUCUUAGGAAAAUCAAUGAUUGCUUUUCUGGAGACGAUGAUUUUCAUCAUCAUCCCCAGACCACGGAAGAACGUUGCUGGUGAAAUCGUGCUCAUCACUGGCUCCGGGAGCGGACUGGGAAGGUUCUUGGCCCUCAAAUUUGCCCACCUUGGAUCCGUGCUGGUUCUCUGGGAUAUCAACGAGGAGGGGAACGAGGACACAUGCAGGAUGGUGCGGGAAGCUGGGGCCCCAAGAGUUUAUGCCUACACUUGUGACUGCAGCCAAAAGGAAAACGUAUACAGAGUGGCCGAGCAGGUUAAAAAAGAAGUUGGCGAUGUGUCCAUCCUAAUCAACAAUGCCGGAAUUGUGACAGGCAAAAGUUUCCUCGACUGCCCAGAUGAGCUGAUGGAAAAGGCUUUCGAUGUGAAUUUCAAAGCACAUUUAUGGACUUAUAAAUCCUUUCUACCUGCUAUGAUCGCUAAUGAGCAUGGACAUUUGGUUUGCAUUUCAAGUUUAGCUGGAUUAACUGGAGUAAAUAAACUGGCAGAUUACUGUGCAAGUAAAUUUGCAGCCUUCGGAUUUGCUGAAUCUAUAUUGAUAGAAACAAUGGCCCAGAAACUAAAGGGGAUAAAAACCACUAUUGUGUGCCCAUUUUUUAUGAAAACUGGAAUGUUUGAAGGUUGUUCUACUGUCCAUCCUUUUCUGUUACCAGUUCUGGAACCAGAGUAUGUAGCUGACAAGAUAGUAGAUGCCAUCCUGGAAGAGAAAAUAUACUUAAAUUUGCCAAGGUUUUUGUCCUUCUUGAUGUUUUUAAAAAGUAUCUUGCCUGUCAAGGUGUCAGUUCUUCUGGCUGACUAUCUGGGCGCCCUGAAUGUAAUGGAUGGCUUUGUUGGCAAGAACAAGAAAAACUAAAGACCAACUCAAUGGCUGAUACCAUCUGAUACCCAGCAUUCCAUAAUCCUGAUUUCAAUGAAGAAAAGCAUUUUUGUCCAACAAUGUAUCUGGAAACUACAAGUACCAUUCUUUUUCUGCUCCCUGGACUACUAUUUUCAACCAAUGCCUUUGAAAAUAAUGUUCCUACCUGCUUUUUGGUUGGGUUUUUUUUUUUAAUUAAAAAAAAUUGCCCGUU